AUGAGAGAUGUACCAAACUACCACCAUUCUUACACCUUCUCCGUCUUCUCCGUCUUCAUUCUUCUGUUCCCUGCGUUCUCUGUCUCUGCCAACACUUUGUCGGCUACAGAAUCUCUGACAAUCUCAAGCAACAAAACCAUUUUGUCUCCUGGUAACAUCUUCGAGCUCGGUUUCUUCAAAACCGGUUCAAAUUCUCGUUGGUAUCUCGGGAUUUGGUACAAGACAAUCUCCAAGAGAACGUACGUAUGGGUUGCAAACAGAGACACUCCUCUCUCCAAUUCCAUCGGCACUCUAAAAAUCUCCGAGAACAAUCUCGUCAUUUUGGAUCAAUCCGAUACACCGGUUUGGUCGACGAAUCUGACCGGAGGAGAUUUGAGAUCGCCGGCGAUGGCUGAGCUUCUCGACAACGGUAACUUCGUGCUCAGAGACUCCAACAACAACAAUCCGUAUGGAGUUCUAUGGCAGAGUUUCGAUUUUCCGACUGAUACUCUACUGCCGGAGAUGAAGCUCGGCUGGGAUCUCAAAACCGGAUUUAACCGAUUCUUGAGAUCGUGGAAAACUCCGGAUGAUCCGUCAAGCGGCGAUUUCUCGUUCAAACUCGAAACCAGGGGCUUCCCUGAGGCUUUUCUAUGGAACAGAGAGUCACGAGUGUACCGGAGCGGUCCAUGGAAUGGAAUCCGGUUUAGCGGCGUACCGGAAAUGCAACCGUUUGAUUACAUGGUUUUCAAUUUCACUGCGAGUAAUGAUGAAGUGACGUAUUCAUUCAGAGUCACGAAGAGUAACAUUUACUCGAGAUUAAGCUUAAGCUCCUCCGGAUUGUUACAACGGUUCACUUGGAUUGAGACAGCGCAGAGUUGGAACCAGUUUUGGCUCGCACCGAAGGAUCAAUGCGAUGAGUACAAAGAGUGUGGGAGUUACGGUUACUGCGACUCGAACACGUCACCGGUUUGUAACUGUAUCAAAGGGUUUGUGCCGAGGAAUCCGCAGGUUUGGGGGUUGAGAGAUGGGUCGGAUGGUUGCGUGAGGAAGACGCAACUGAGGUGUGACGGUGGAGAUGGGUUUUUGCGGUUGAAGAAAAUGAAAUUGCCGGAUACUAAUGCGACGAGUGUGGACAGAGGGAUUGGGAUUAAAGAGUGUGGAGAGAAGUGCAAGAAGGAUUGUGAUUGUACGGCGUUUGCGAAUACGGAUAUCCGAAAUGGAGGAUCCGGUUGUGUGAUUUGGACCGGAGAGAUUUCGGAUAUCCGGAAUUAUGCUAAGGGAGGUCAGGAUCUUUACGUUAGAUUGGCUGCUAAUGAUCUCGAGGACAAUCGAAACAGUAAUGCAAAAAUCAUAGGUUCGAUUACUGGAGUGAGCGUUUUGCUUCUUUUAUUUUUCAUAAUCUUCCGCUUUUGGAAAAGGAAGCAGAAGCGACCGAUAGCCAUUGAAACAUCAUUUGCUGAUCAGGUGAGAAGCCGAGAUUUGCUAAUGAAUGAAGUGGUAAUAUCAAGUAGGAGACACAUAUCUAGUGACAACAGAACAGAGGAUCUUGAAUUGCCGUUGAUGGAUUUUGAAGCAGUUGCGAUGGCCACAUACAAUUUUUCUAACGCCAACAAGCUCGGCCAAGGUGGUUUUGGUAUAGUUUACAAGGGAAGGUUACUUGACGGACAAGAAAUCGCUGUGAAAAGACUAUCGAAAAUGUCAGCUCAAGGAACUGAUGAGUUCAAGAACGAGGUGAGACUCAUUGCAAGGCUUCAGCACAUAAACCUUGUUCGUCUUCUUGGAUGUUGCGUUGAUGAGGGAGAGAAAAUGUUGAUCUAUGAGUACUUGGAGAAUCUAAGCCUAGAUUCUCAUCUCUUUGACAAAACUCGAAGCUGUAACCUAAAUUGGCAAAAGAGAUUUGAUAUUACGAAUGGUAUUGCUAGAGGACUUCUAUAUCUUCACCAAGAUUCCCGGUUUAGGAUUAUCCAUAGAGACUUGAAAGCGAGCAAUGUCUUGCUUGAUAAAGACAUGACUCCGAAAAUCUCGGAUUUUGGGAUGGCUAGGAUCUUUGGACGGGACGAGACAGAAGCUAAUACGAGGAAGGUGGUCGGAACUUACGGCUACAUGUCUCCUGAAUACGCAAUGGAUGGAAUAUUCUCUACGAAAUCUGAUGUUUUCAGCUUUGGGGUUUUGCUUCUUGAGAUCAUAAGUGGCAAAAGGAACAAAGGAUUCUACAACUCUAAUCAUGACAUGAAUCUUCUCGGUUGUGCGUGGAGGAAUUGGAAAGAAGGAGAAGGACUAGAGAUUGUAGAUCCGAUCAUCGUAGAUUCUUCAUCAUCAACGUUCCGGCCACGUGAAAUAUUAAGGUGUAUACAAAUUGGUCUCUUGUGUGUUCAAGAGCGUGCGGAGGACAGACCAACGAUGUCAUCGGUGGUUUUGAUGCUCGGAAGCGAAACAACGGCUAUCCCGCAGCCUAAGGCUCCCGGUUAUUGCGUCGGAAGAAGUCCUCUUGACACUGAAUCAUCGUCGUGUAAACGGCGCUACGAUGAAUCUUGGUCAGUGAAUCAACUAACUGUAUCGGUUCUUGACCCUCGGUAA
This is a messenger RNA of Microthlaspi erraticum, 2556 nucleotides long. Lineage: Eukaryota; Viridiplantae; Streptophyta; Magnoliopsida; Brassicales; Brassicaceae. The record is from the annotation of a GenBank genome assembly.